This is a messenger RNA of Cyanidioschyzon merolae strain 10D, 3438 nucleotides long. RefSeq names its product fusion protein of glyoxysomal fatty acid oxidation tetrafunctional protein, and acetyl-CoA acyltransferase. The transcript has a single exon. Gene Ontology annotation, cellular component: peroxisome. Gene Ontology annotation, biological process: fatty acid beta-oxidation. The record is from RefSeq and is a predicted model, not a curated record. Bases 1 to 3438 code for a protein of 1145 amino acids. Gene Ontology annotation, molecular function: acyltransferase activity, transferring groups other than amino-acyl groups; NAD+ binding; (3S)-3-hydroxyacyl-CoA dehydrogenase (NAD+) activity. NCBI's taxonomy places the organism in Eukaryota, Rhodophyta, Bangiophyceae, Cyanidiales, Cyanidiaceae.
AUGACGGGAGAGAGUGUGAGUGUGCAAUACCAGCCCGACGGAGUUGCCAUCAUCGUUUUUUCUGCUCCUCCAGUGAAUGCGCUUUCGGUGAACCUACGGCGUUUGCUGGCUUUGAACGUCGCGAACGUUGUUGCUGAUCGGCGGGCGAAGGCGAUCGUGCUGUAUGGUGGCGAGAGCACCUUCUCGGCCGGGGCUGACGUCGGCGAGUUCCCUGAAAAGCUUGGAAGUGCGGAGAAUAUUAUCUCUUUGGAUACGGAGCCGUUCAAGACGCUGCUAGAGACUAGUCCGAAGCCGACUGUGGCCUGUAUCACAGGCACAGCGCUUGGCGGAGGCCUGGAGCUCGCCCUCGCGUGCCACUUUCGCGUUGCUCUAUCGGAUGCAAAGCUUGGACUUCCGGAGCUCAGACUGGGCCUUAUCCCCGGUCUUGGUGGUACCCAGCGUCUUCCCAGACUGAUCGGCGUUGAGCCAGCACUCGAUAUGAUUAUGCACUCGCGAAUCAUUGACGGCGAGGAAGCGCAUCGCUGCGGGCUCGUCGACCGUCUCGUUCCAGCGAGUCGUCGAGAGACGUUACUGCGAGAGGCCUGUGCUGUAGCCCUGGAAGUCGCCUCAGAUCCUCAAAAGAUGCCGCCACCGCUAUUAACCCGAACGGACAAGCUUGGGAAUGCCGACGUUGAGAAAAUUCGCAGCAAGUAUCUGCCGAGAGCUGUAGAAAUGCGGCAGAAAACUGGUCAGAUCCAGUUUGAAAGCUGUGUCCGAGCUGUCCUCGAAGGCAUUGAGCGUGGUGGUGGCGAUGCUGGCUGGGCACUAGAAGCGGAGCUUUUUCGACAGUGCGCGGCGUCGGAGGCAUCACGAGCUCUCAUUCAUGUCUUUCUUGCCUCGCGAAGAACAGUGACGAAUUUUAAGGCAGAGCCGCACCUUCAUGAGCCUCGGACAGUUGCGGUGAUCGGCGGUGGCCUCAUGGGAAGCGGGAUUGCAGCAUGUAUCCUACAAAAUGGUGGACGCGUCGUCUUGAAAGAAGUCAAUGAAAAUGCCCUUGCUGCAGCUAUACAGCGUAUUGAGGCUAUCUUGAGCCGCGCCAAGGUCGACACCGCGGAUGCCAGGCGGCGACUUCAAGGCACGAUCGAAUUCGACAAAAAGCUUUUCAGUGAUGUAGACCUCGUCGUCGAGGCAGCCGUCGAAAAUGUACAAGCGAAGCAAGGCAUCUUUCGAUCGCUGGCGGAAUGCACGGGACCACACUGCAUUCUGGCGACCAACACCAGCACGAUCAACUUGGACUUGAUCGGUGAAGCGAUUCCGCAAGUCCAUAAGGAAGGGCGUCUGAUUGGUGCACACUUCUUCAGUCCUGCACAUGUUAUGCCACUCCUGGAAAUUGUACGUGCGAACCGCACCAGAAACCGCGCAGUGCAGAUGGUGCUUGCGUUUGCGAAACAUCUGCGGAAAACACCAAUCAUUGUGGGCAACUGCGCCGGUUUUGCCGUGAACCGAAUGUACUUCCCCCAGACCCAAAUGGCGUUCUUUCUCACUGAGUACCUCGGUAUUCAUCCAUACGACAUCGAUCGUGCAUGUCAAGAGGUGCUUGGUCUGCCAAUGGGACCCUUCGGCCUUGCGGAUCUCGUCGGUCUCGACAUCUGUGAUUCUGUGAACCAGGUUUUUAGCAUGUCGUAUCCCGAGCGAGUUUGUAGCCUCAGCAUCGCGGGCAAGUUGAUUGAGAUGGGCAGAAAAGGUCAGAAGAGCGGUGCUGGCUUUUACCGCUACGGUGCGGAUCAUCGCAAACCGAUCGAAGAUAGGGAGAUGUUGGAUCCGCUCCUUGCCUCUAUGACGCCGCCACCGCUGCGCGAGCCAUUAACGCCGUUAGACAUCGUGCAGAUGAUUUUCUUCCCGGUCGUCAACGAGGCCAUGCGGGUUCUCGAGGAGCGUAUUGCCGACAAAGCAGCUGACCUCGACGUUGCAUCGGUGCUUGGCUACGGUUUUCCGGCCUAUCGAGGUGGCCUGCUCUACUGGGCUCAGCAUCUUCCCGGCGGGCCGCGUCUCAUCCUGGAGCGCCUGCGCGAAUGGGAUACACGAUUCGGUACGCAGUGCCCGCUAUUCGCUCCGUCGUUUGCCCUCGAAUGUGCGCUAAGGUCAACUGAACCUGUGCUGGAGCGGCCUCCUCGUCCUCGUUUAGCGACAGGCUCGGACGACGAUAUCGUGUUCGUGGCCGCUGUUCGCACCGCGAUCGGAAAAGCGGGGCGCGGCCUCCUGAAGGAUACGCUCCCCGAAGACAUGCUUGCGCCGCUCAUCGGGGCGCUCUUGGAUCGAUCAGCUGUGAAACCCGCCGAGGUCGGAGACGUUAUCGUCGGAACCGCCCUACCUCGUGGUGAUGCGGCUGCUGUGAGUUUGCGCGUCGCUGCGCUGUGUGCUGGCCUUCCUGAUACCGUUCCAGUGCGGCUGGUAAAUAGGCUGUGUGCGUCGGGGUUGCAGGCUAUCGCUGACGCUGCCGCUGCCAUUCAGCGAGGCGAUUAUGGUAUCGCUAUAGCCGGGGGUGUGGAAUCCAUGUCGAUGAAUGCUAUCCAGUUAAGUCUGGAGCGCAGAAGUCACCGCCUAGCGAGUUGCGCAGCAGCAGAGGAUGCCUAUCUCAGUAUGGGAGACACCUCGGAAAACGUUGCAGCGCGCUUUGCGAUCAGUCGAGCAGCGCAGGAUCGCUUCGCAGCUUCGAGUCAUGCUCGAGCGUCACGUGCAUCGCUUUCGGGACGCUUCGAGCGAGAAAUCCUUCCCAUUUCGACACAAGUGUAUCCCACCAGGAAAGCGGCGAAGCAAGCAGACGGGAACCUCUCCACGGCGGAACGCGCGCCCGCAGUCCCACAACCGGUUGUGGCGCAACGCGAUGAGGGUAUUCGCUUGGGCGUCACCACUGGAGCGUUGGCCAAGCUCCCGCCAGUCUUCCGAAAGCAGGGUACCACUACAGCUGGGAAUAGCUCCCAAGUCAGCGAUGGAGCGGCACUGGUACUCUUAAUGAAGCGCAGCGAGGCACGGCGGCGGGGUCUCCGGCCGCUGGGAACGUUCCGGGCCUUUGCGGUUGCAGGCGUGCCGCCAGCAAUCAUGGGCAUAGGACCCGCGGCCGCUAUUCCGAAGCUACUUUCGCAGGCUGGAGUCGAAGCUAAUUUGAUUGAUCUAUACGAAAUCAAUGAAGCAUUUGCCUCUCAGGCGGAAUACUGUGUCCAGAAACUUGGACUCAACCGAGACGUUCUCAAUGUGAAUGGCGGUGCAAUUGCACUCGGUCAUCCGUUGGGCAUGUCCGGCGCUCGUCUCUGUGUGACGCUCUUGCACGAGCUUGCUAUCCGGGAGGGGCGCUAUGGCGUGGUCAGUAUGUGUGUUGGUACCGGGAUGGGAGCCGCUGCUCUACUGGAACGAUGUGAAGAUGACGGUUUUGAUGAGCGACGGUUGCGAGCAGCACUUUAA